Molecule: messenger RNA, 252 nt
Organism: Histoplasma mississippiense
Lineage: Eukaryota; Fungi; Ascomycota; Eurotiomycetes; Onygenales; Ajellomycetaceae
Exons: 1
Coding region: 1-252 (83 amino acids)
Source: RefSeq, a predicted model, not a curated record
AUGACUGUCAAGAAUGCCAAAGGCCACAUUGCAGAGUGUAAAGCAGAAGAUACGUGGAAAUCCGUCAAUCGAAUACAACGAGAGCUUGCAGCAGCUGCACAAGUGCCAGGCACACAGGCAGCUGAACAAGCUCUGAUUGCCAAUAUUUUGAAUCAUUUAGAUGAAGAAGGUACCGAGGAUGUAGAUAAUGAGCUUUUUACUAUAGAUAGACGGGGUUAUUGGGACUUUUCCCACAUAGAUAGUACAAAAUAG